Messenger RNA from Melampsora larici-populina 98AG31, 480 nucleotides. RefSeq lists its product as uncharacterized. The record is from RefSeq and is a predicted model, not a curated record. Bases 1 to 480 code for a protein of 159 amino acids. NCBI's taxonomy places the organism in Eukaryota, Fungi, Basidiomycota, Pucciniomycetes, Pucciniales, Melampsoraceae. The transcript is spliced from 3 exons.
AUGGAGGUGUUCAAUUGUCAUGAUCCAAAUGUGGCUUUAUCUAAGUUGCACGGUUGCAAAUGGCACUACAUGCAAGCUGUAACUCAAAUUCAGAAAAACAGGAAAAUCGUGAAGGCUAAACAGGUGGGGACGUGGGAGAAGAAAUGCAAGGAAUUACUUCUACCGGACGGCCCCGGGGUGGAGGACCUUGACACAAGGUUCGAGGAAUUACGCCGGAUGUUCCCCCUAGCAAAGAGAUGGAUUGAAUGGUGGGGUGCAGCCGACAUUCAAGCCAUGCUCUUCCCUGCUAGGAAACGUAUGCCUUUGGAUGACCCGCCACUUCCUGGUGAAGAUAGUGACCCGGAAGAUGAAGGAGACGGCCCUCGACGACGAUCAGAGUUACCUUCCACGACGAAUGGACAAGAGUCCAUGCAUCGCGUAUAUUACACUUUGUGUUUUACUGAAGAUCAGUUACCUACAGUGAAGGUCGAUGUGGAAUAA